Messenger RNA from Paramacrobiotus metropolitanus, 4034 nucleotides. RefSeq names its product phospholipase D2-like. Gene Ontology annotation, biological process: phosphatidic acid biosynthetic process; intracellular signal transduction; cell motility. The record is from RefSeq and is a predicted model, not a curated record. Gene Ontology annotation, molecular function: D-type glycerophospholipase activity. NCBI's taxonomy places the organism in Eukaryota, Metazoa, Tardigrada, Eutardigrada, Parachela, Macrobiotidae. The transcript has 24 exons. Bases 371 to 3589 code for a protein of 1072 amino acids.
CAGCUUAUACUGCUUGCUCGUGGGAAUUCUCCUCUCGGAUGGUUAGUUUUUGUUUGUCCUUACCUUUUUGUUUCGGCUUCUGCUUUAUCUGCUGUAUUUCUGUCAGAAAUCAAGCACUGCUAUUGUUGAGUUCCCACUCCAAAAACUUUUGGAAAGAAUGUUUGUCAAGUUUUUAGAAUUGGCCCAGCAACGAACUGCGAUGUGCGAGCGAUAAGUACAUUGUUGAUUUUAAAACCUGCACCGAUCUGGGCCAUCAUGUGGCAGCGUACGAAAUUUGUUGAAUGUGCUGUUUGAGAUUCGCGUGUUGUGUUUGGAAUUGCCGAUUACGACAUCAUCACUAUCGCUGAAGAUUUUUUUCUGGUUUUAUUCCAUGUCUCACUACAAUGUCGAAUCGAAAGAAUCCGUGUACGAAGAUAAUCCGCGAUACUGCUAUACGAAUGAAGGACACGAAGGCGAUCCGGAUGGGAAUGGACAGAUUACUGUACAGUUUCAAACAGCAGAUGAACGCGCUCAUGGCCCGGAAACGUCUGCUGUUUCCACUACCAACAGAAACGAGCCAAAGCAUCCCGUUCACGGGUCCAGUGCAAAGUUCGUACCUGAUCAUCCAAUUCAGUUCCGCAUACGCGGUGUGGUGCGGUCAAUCUCAAGCAGAAAAUAUUCCACACUUACUACGUACAAAAUUCAGAUUGCCCACGCUGGAUACUAUUGGACCAUUUUCAGAAACUACGAACAGUUGCAUGCCGUUUUCCUGAAUUUAUACUUCGUUGACAUCGCGUUGCGUUUGAAAUAUGAACUAUUUAUCAAGACCCAUGGUGACCAGCGUGUUGGGGAAAUGGACAUCCCAGAAGGUUUUCCUGCUUUACCCCCGCGUCUGCGGACAGAUGCAACAGCUGACUCAGAAGCCGUACAUUUUGAACUGCUGGAGCGUUCCUUGAAUUUACUGUUCAAUGAUUCUUUUCGGAGAGAACAUGCAUCUUCGUUGCGCUUUUUGGAAGUCAGCAAAUACAGCUUCCACAGUAUUGCUGUUAACGAGGAGAAGAUUCGCGAAAUUGGUGUGGAGAGGCUGGUUUGUUUCUUGAAAGAUCAUUUGGGUAUAUCUUGCAACCAUGAUAAUGCCGCGUGCAGCAUCUUCUCUCACUGGAACAUGAGAUGGAUUGUCGUAUUGGAAACUUGUUAUUUUUAUGUUGAUCUCAAAAAUGAAUCCGGUGACAUGUCGUGCUUAUUCCUGUUUGACAAAAGUACCAAACCGGAGCGGCUGCACCAUCGACCUUUGGGUUUGAUCAUCAAACAUGCCAUGAAGGAUCUGACCCUCAAAUUUGACAACACAUCGGAACUUGAGAAUUGGUUAGCACAUUUCGAGCGCACCAUGGGCACUACUGCCCUACCAUUCGUAUCGAAACAACCGCAUGAUGCGUUUGCCCCGGUUCGGCAGGGGAUACCGUGCCACUGGUUCAUUAACGGUGCUACCUAUAUGUCUGCCGUAGCGGACGCUUUGGAAAGUGCGGAAAAGGAAAUCUUUAUUGGUGGAUGGUGGGUUAGUCCGGAAGUGUUUUUGAAACGACCCUGGGAAGAGAACGAGGAAUGGAGAUUAGACAGAAUAUUGAAAAGAAAAGCGGAUCAAGGAGUGAAAAUCUACAUCCUCGUGUAUAAGGAAAGUCGAAUCGCAUUGGGCAUCAACAGCUGGUACAGCAAGAAAAAAUUGAUGAAACUCAGUCCGAACAUCAUUGUGAAACGGCAUCCCGAUAAAAAUGUUGUUUUAUGGUCGCAUCAUGAAAAAACAGUUACUAUUGACCAAAAAAUAGUAUUUCUUGGAGGCAUCGAUCUGUGUUAUGGACGGUGGGAUACGCAUUUACAUCAUCUGAGUGAUUUGAGUCCAGCCAUGGUCCAGGAAAAUGAUAACAACAAAAGCUCAAAAAAGGGAAAAUCUGAAAAGCGGAAUCGUGGAUUGAUGUGUUCGAGAGCAGGACAGUUUAAGAACGCUCCCAUUCGAUCGCAUAACCAACGUCUGAAUACGAUGCGUUUGGUUCUCGCAAUUCCUUGGCGAUCUGCUAAGGCCAGAUUCUACCAUCCCAAGCAUAAAUUAAUGUCCAGAACGCGUUACAAUUCGAAGAUGCGUAAUCGAGAUUUCAAACGCCGCACCUCUGGGGCUUACAGGCGUGUAUUUGGAAGACGCGAUAACCACAAUGCAGCCAUUCCUCCCCAAAAAGGCUCCGACGAUCCGCCUCCGAACAUGCAUGGGUGUUGGUGGCUUGGGAAAGACUAUUGCAAUGAAGUGAAAAUGGCUUUUACCCAACCGAACGAUGGAAAACCGUAUGAAGAUGCGUUAGAUCGUUUUGCUGUACCGCGUUUACCAUGGCACGAUGCCGGCGUUGUAAUCUGUGGAGCGGCUGCCCAAGAUAUCGCCAGACAUUUUAUUCAAAAAUGGAACGUCUGUAAGCUUCAAAAGUUUCGUUUUGAUGAACAAGGCCCGUUUCUGAUGCCUAAGAAAUACUUCGAAGAUAGCGAUGCUGAUUUCCUCAAAAAUUUGCCAUGGGAAACUGUUUCCUGUUCCAUCCAAGCUAUCCGCAGCACCGCUUCAUGGUCAGGCGGACUCGCUCCAGAUAUUGUUGAGACUUCCAUUCAACAGUCCUACAUUGACUUGAUCCUGAAUGCAAAACACUUUGUGUAUAUUGAGAGUCAAUUUUUCAUAACAGCCGUUGGGCGUGGCAAGAAUGUAGUUGAGAACAAAAUCGGGGAUGCUCUGUUCAACAGAAUUCAGCGUGCUUUUCACAACAACGAAAAUUUCCGCGUUUUUGUCAUUAUUCCGUUGCAACCAGCCAUCGCCGGUCAGUAUGGAACCCGCGAAGGGUCCGCUGUUCAAGCUGUCACUCAUUUUAUCUACCAAAGUAUUUCUCGUGGAGAACAUUCGCUCCUAGAGAAACUGAAGCUUUUAGGUUGUGAUUUUUCUAAAUACAUCACAUUUUGUGGACUGCGUCAAUUUGGCAUGAUCGGAGAUAAUGUGGCAACGGAGAUUGUUUAUGUCCACAGCAAAAUGAUUAUUGUGGAUGAUCUGUAUACCAUUAUCGGCUCAGCCAAUCUCAACGACCGAUCAAUGCUGGGUUCUCGGGACAGUGAAAUUGGGAUACUAAUACAGGACGAAGAAUUCGAUCCGUCUGUUAUGGAUGGGCAACCUUACAUGUCCGGGAAAUUCUCCGGCCGCCUCCGGAAGCGCCUUAUGAAAAUUCACUUGGGCUUGGCAGAGGAUAUGGAUACUGGUCUGUCUCCCGAAGAAUCGGAUAAGCUCGUGGUUGACCCAGUGUCUGAAGAAUUUUUCCGUGGUUUGUGGAUUAAGACUGCCGUGGAUAACGACGCCAUCUACCAACAAGUAUUUGCUCCUGUGCCAACGGAUGAGGUUUUCACAUUCCACCAGCUGAACGAUUACAUGGAGGACAAGACGUUAUCGGAAACCGAUCCCGAAAGGGCAGCCGAGCUUUUGAAAGGCGUUCGGGGCUAUAUAGUGAAAUUUCCAUUGAAGUUUUUGAAGGAUUCGAGACUGAAACCAACAAUCGAUACCGCAGCUGGGUUAUUGCCACUGAUUAACUGGACGUGAUCCGGGAGGGUUAAUAGGCUCUCCCUUACCAGAGAUUAAUACCUCGUCCAUGGAUCUGUGAUCCAUUGCAUAGCCUUACCUGAUGAACAGCAGAUUGUGAUCGGAGAAGCGACAGCUUUCGGUGAUAUAUCUUUGCGCCCUUGCAUUUUAUUCGUGUAUAAUUUAAGGCAUUCCAUUUGUGUUUUCAUUUUAUGGUUUUAUAUUAUGUCUGUUAUAAGAGUAUAGCUUUGCAUCUUUAUUUGUUACGCUUUAUUUCAUUAAUGGACGUUAUGUGCUUUUAUAUUAACCGGCGAAAUUGAAGAGGAGAAUGCCGAAGAGUAAUUUGUUGUUCUCUGCUACGUCCAUGAAAAUUGCAGAUCGCCCAUUGUGUGUCAUUUUUUGGUCUGAAUAGCAGGAUUGCACUUGUAUUACUUCUGUUGAAAUCGUGGAUAUUUGCGAAUGAAAA